Uranotaenia lowii is the source of this 5709-nucleotide messenger RNA. RefSeq lists its product as uncharacterized. Gene Ontology annotation, molecular function: nucleic acid binding. Gene Ontology annotation, biological process: DNA integration. The record is from RefSeq and is a predicted model, not a curated record. Bases 1 to 5709 code for a protein of 1902 amino acids. The transcript has a single exon. NCBI's taxonomy places the organism in Eukaryota, Metazoa, Arthropoda, Insecta, Diptera, Culicidae.
AUGACCUCAACGAGUAAAAGAAACCCUAACCUCAAAGAUGCAGCACCUAAUAAAACAUCCCACAAUUGUAAAGCCUGCUCGAAGCCCGAUGAUGCACAAACGAUGGUGGCUUGCGACGAUUGCAGUUUGUGGUGGCAUUUUAAUUGUGCGGGAGUUGAUGAAUCAGUCGCUAAUCGUUCGUGGAAAUGCGCUGGAUGUGUAGCGGCGGCUAGCACUGAGACCGGAACUAAAAGCCAUAAGUCGGCCAAAUCGGUAGUAUCUGUGAAAUCGAAUGCCUCAGCAGCUCGGUUGCGACUUAAGCAGUUGGAAGAGCAAAAGUUUUUAGAGGAUCGCUUGCGUGCAGAACAGGCCCAGAAAGAUCGAGAGUUUCUUGCCAAAAAACACGAACUCGAACUGGAAAUAAUGCAGGAAGAAGUUACUGGAAACAGUGAGAAGAGCUAUGGGGUUUCCGAGCGUGAUGACCCUGUCAGGAACUGGGUUAAAGCUCAAAAUGCCCAGAAAGGAUUUAAAGAGGCGGUAGGACUGCAAACAUCUACCCCAAAAGGUUUUCAACUGGAAGAGUGUAGCCAAAUUGAGCUGAGGCCUCACCCACUAAGAUGUGUGGGCACAAUGGAGCCAGAACCAUUGGUGCACUCUGCGGAACAAGAAAACAGAAAGGGGGAUUCUUUGUCACCACUUUAUGAUCCAUUUACUGAUAGUCGACUUCUACAGCAGUCGGAAAGGAACUCAAACCCCCUCAAUCAUCAACAGACUCAGCAACAAGAACUAUGCAUCGUACCACAUCAGCAUACACUUGAUACAACAUCUAUAACUCGAAGACAGUUGGCUGCAAGGCAGGUUGUAUCAACUGAUUUACCUAAGUUUUCUGGGGACCCCAUGGAGUGGCCAAUGUUUCUUCAGGCAUUCACAUCAACCACUGCCAUGUGUGGAAUUCAACCUGCAGAAAACUUGGCGCGCCUACAAAGAUGUCUUGUGGGAAUAGCUCGCGAAAAGGUGCUCAAUAUCCUCACCAUUCCAUCCGCAGUGCCCGAAAUCAUGACCACACUUCAGGACGAAUGUGGUCGCCCGGACCAGAUGGUCCAAUGUUUGCUUAAUAGAAUACGUAGCGCAAAGCCCCCAAACGCCAAUAAGUUAACUACGUUAAUAACAUUCGGUCGUGAGGUACGUAAUCUCGUGACAUACAUAGAGGCAGCCACCUUAGAAACUCACCUUUCCAAUCCAACGUUAUUGACGGAGCUUGUCGCUAAAUUACCCCCGUGUUUACAACUCCAAUGGGGAUUGUACCUACAGCAAAUACCUGGCCCCACCUUGAAAGCAUUCGGCGAGUUUAUUUCAUCCAUCAGGACAGCGGCGUGCAAUGUGUCACUAGCCAUUGAAUCGGGAGAAAAUAUAAACAAAAAAGACAAACCGGUAGGAUUCUUGAACACCCAUCGCGAGAACGAAAUAGAUGAAACCGUAGAGGUGCAAAGAUUCAAAACCGAUGCCAAACCUUGUUUGGCCUGUGGUCAGGUAGAUCAUAAAAUUAAAGAUUGUAAUGUAUUUCGAGGAUUUUCUUUGGAGGAACGUUGGAAAUUAGUAGAAGAAAAACACAUGUGCGAACGUUGCUUGUUUCCACACAGCAGAUGGCCAUGUCGCACCAAACAACCAUGUGGCAUCGCUGGCUGUGCUCAACUCCAUCAUAAGCUUUUACAUGCGUACAACGAACCGACUUAUUCUUCAAGGCUGGAAACACCACGAACAGUCACAACUCAUCGACAUGACCACAGUACUACUCUUUUCAAAAUCAUACCCGUAAAGCUUUAUGGAAAGAACAGGACCUUGGAUGUGUAUGCCUUCCUUGAUGACGGCUCAGACAUCACUUUGAUUGAUGAAUCCGUGGCAGAUGAAUUAGAAUUGGAUGGAAUUCGCAAGCCACUUUGUCUACAAUGGACCAAUAAUGUGACUCGAGAUGAAACCAACUCGCGAACCGUUAGUAUGAAAAUUUCCGGUAGCAAAGGUGGAAGGAAACACCAGUUGGAAGAAGUAAGAACAGUUUGCAACCUGAAUCUUCCAAAACAGACGCUUAAUUACGAAGAACUAGCAAAGCAUUUUGACCAUCUUCGCGGACUUCCUGUUUGCAGUUAUUUCGACGUUACACCGAAAAUUUUAAUUGGAAUAGACAACGCUAGGCUAAAGUUGGGCUUGAAUAGAAGGGAAAAUGAUGAUAUUGAACCGGUUGCAAUCAAAACCUACUUGGGAUGGACAAUUUUCGGUGGUCGUCGCUCGCCAAGUGACACCUCACGCUCGCUGGUUCACGUUUGCCGUUGUACACACGAUGAAGUUUUGAAUAAUCAGUUGACGAGCUUCUGUAAAGCCGAAGAUUUGGGCAUAGCAGAACAAACACCACCAGAAUCAGAAGAUGAUAAACGCGCACGGAAGAUUCUUCGUGAAACCACCAAACGAACAAAAUCCGGUAAAUUCGAAAUGUCAUUACUGUGGAGAACGGAUUACAUCAAACUUCCAAAAAGCUAUUCGAUGGCAGAAAAACGCCUGGAAUGUCUUUGGAAACGACUUGAUAAAAAUCCUGCCCUGAAAACAAAAACCUGUCUGAAAAUCCAGGAAUAUAUCGACCUUGGAUAUGCUCACAAAGCAACAGCAGAGGAGCUAGCAGGAGCAAACUCAGACCGCACGUGGUAUCUACCAAUAGGUGUUGUUCAAAAUCCUCGUAAACCGGAUAAACUGCGACUAGUAUGGGACGCUGCAGCUCAAGUGUCUGGCAUUUCACUCAACUCAAUGUUGCUCAAGGGCCCGGAUCUUCUCACACCAUUAUUAUCAGUGUUGUACCAAUUUCGCGAGCGGGAGUAUGCAAUAUCUGGUGACAUUAGGCAUAUGUUCCAUCAACUAAUGAUUCGGCCGGAAGAUAAGCAUGCGCAGAGGUUUUUAUGGCGUGAAGAGAAAAAUUCUCCAAUUGAGGUCUUCAUUAUGGAUGUCGCGACCUUCGGAGCAACCUGCUCUCCUUGCUCCGCCCAGUACGCGAAAAACCUCAAUGCUAUAGAACAUCAAGAAAGAUACCCCGAGGCCGCAGCCGCCAUUGUUGAUUCUACUUAUGUGGAUGAUUUCCUUGCCAGCCGAAACACAGUAAACGAAGCGGUCAAGCUGGCUCAAGAUGUGGCGACCGUCAAUAAAGCUGCAGGAUUCCAAAUACCCACUUGGCAGUCAAACUCAUGUGAAGUACUCGAAAGGCUCGGUUGCAGAACCGAACGUGGCUUUAACGGUAAUACGAAGGAUUUUUCUAUCGAUAAAACUACCACUUAUGAACGCGUUUUGGGAAUAGCCUGGAAAACACAAAAAGAUGUCUUCGUAUUCCACACUAUAGUUCACGAUAAUUUACAACCGCUGCUGCAAGGAGAUGUGAUUCCAACUAAAAGAGAAGUCCUAAGAAUUGUUAUGAGUAUUUUCGACCCAAUCGGCUUCGUCUCAAAUUACACAAUUCAUGGUAAGAUUCUGAUCCAAGCUAUCUGGCGAUCCGGUGUGCAGUGGGAUGAACCCAUCAAUCAGCUAGAAUUUGAAUACUGGAAAAAAUGGAUUCUGCUGAUUCCGGAACUUUCGCGUGUUGAAGUACCUAGAUGUUAUUUCCCGGGAUACGAAAUAGAAAGUCUGAAUUCGAUACAACUGCACGUAUUCGUGGACGCCAGUGAGGAGGCUUUUGCGUGCGUUGCUUACUUUCGGAUUAUAGACAGGGGUCUAGCUCGAUGUUCCCUUGUUGCCGCAAAAGCCAAAGUAACGUCCUUACGACCACAGUCAAUCCCUCGCAAUGAACUAAAUGGUGCAUUGAUUGGAGCUCGGCUGAUGAAGACUAUCGCGGAAAGUCAUCGUUUACCUAUCUCGGAAAGGUUCUUCUGGACUGACUCAUCAGUUGUUUUGUCAUGGUUACACGCAGAUCCAAGGAAUUAUAGGCAAUAUGUUGGUUUCCGGGUAGGAGAAAUUCUUUCUACAACGAGUCUGACAGAGUGGAGAUGGUUACCCUCUAAACUUAAUAUUGCAGAUGAGGCGACCAAGUGGGGAAAUGGGCCGACCCUCGAUCCAGACAGUAUGUGGUUUAAAGGUCCGGAUUUCCUUCUCAUGAGCGAUAACGAAUGGCCGACCCAGAGACCACCUAUAAGCAAACCACUUGUUGAACUUAGAAAGCUGAAUGUUCACAGCCAUCAGACUGGGCUCACACCUCUUGAGUAUGAAAACUAUUCAAGCUACGAUCAGCUGGUCAAACGUAUUGCUUAUUUGUACCACUUCAUCCAUCGUUGUAAGGCAAAAGAUCGUAUUGAGACCGGUCUUCAAACCUUGCUUCUGAGCCAACUAGACUACGAAAAAGCGGAAAAAGCGCUCUGGCGAUUGGCUCAGUAUGAAGACUAUCGAGAAGAAAUUUCUACGUUGAAAAGUAACACUAAUUCACCUCCUGGGAAACAAAAACGACUCCUGAAAACAAGUCCCUUGUACAAAAUUUGCCCAUUUCUCGACGAUGAUGGAAUCCUGCGCGCAGAGACCCGCAUCGAUGGUUUGUAUUAUUCUUAUAAUUUCCGCAAUCCGGUAGUGUUGUCAAAAAACAAUCACGUUACAAGGCUGAUAGUGCUGAGAUGCCACCAACGAUACGGUCAUGCGAAUCUUGAAACAGUAUUAAAUGCACUACAAAGGCGAUUUUAUAUUCCCAAAUACCGGUCGACUGUGAAAACAAUAAUUAAAAGUUGCUUAUGGUGCAAAGUUUACCGUGCGAUUCCUAGCAGUCCCAAAAUGGCUCCACUACCGCAUCCAAGAAUCAAGCCUUAUGUUCGCCCUUUCACCUUUACUGGCGUGGACUAUUUUGGCCCACUGUUAGUUAAAAGGGGCCGGUGUAGCGUCAAACGAUGGAUCUGCCUGUUUACCUGCCUGUCCAUCCGAGCUAUCCACCUUGAAGUGGUCCAUUCGUUGUCGGCUGAUUCAUGUAUUCAAGCCUUUCGCCGUUUUGUCGCCAAGCGAGGAUCUCCACAACACAUAUAUAGCGACAAUGGCACUAAUUUCCGUGGCGCCUCUAGGGAGCUCGCUUCUGAAAUCAAGGCGGCAAACCAAAAAGCUGCUGCAAUUUUCACUAAUGCUGAAACACAGUGGCACUUCAAUCCACCUUCCACUCCUCACAUGGGAGGCGUGUGGGAGAGAAAGGUGCGUUCCGUUAAGGAUGCAUUUAAGAAUAUCAAACCAAAACGAUUAUUAGACGAUGAAGAACUCAUGACACUCAUGUCCGAAGUGGAAAUGAUUGUUAAUUCUCACCCCCUGACAUUUGUGCCCUUGGAAAAUCCUAACGAAGAUAUCAUCACGCCAAAUAGUUUUCUACUUAUGAGUUCAGAUGGUACAGAUCAAACUAGGGUGCCGAUGGAAUCUAUUGAUCUGAGAGCAAACUUGAAAACCAGGGAAGAUAUGCUUAACCAAUUUUGGAAGCGAUGGAUAGACGGGUAUUUACCAACUAUAGCAAGAAGAACAAAAUGGUUCAACGAUGUACGCCCGCUUUGCGUAGGAGAUCUAGUGGUUGUAGUGGAUGAAGCCGUUAGAAACGGAUGGUUGCGAGGACGAGUUAUCAAAACCUAUCAAGGCGUCGACGGCCAGGUCAGGAGAGUGGACGUGCAGACUGACGCAGGUGUUCUACAACGUGGCGCAGUUAAAGUAGCCUUGCUGGAUCUGGAUGAUAAGGGUAAAGCCGAGUAA